This is a messenger RNA of Tupaia belangeri chinensis (Chinese tree shrew), 1741 nucleotides long. RefSeq names its product ubiquinol-cytochrome c reductase, Rieske iron-sulfur polypeptide 1 (gene UQCRFS1). Gene Ontology annotation, molecular function: quinol-cytochrome-c reductase activity; 2 iron, 2 sulfur cluster binding. Gene Ontology annotation, cellular component: membrane. Bases 69 to 893 code for a protein of 274 amino acids. The record is from RefSeq and is a predicted model, not a curated record. Lineage: Eukaryota; Metazoa; Chordata; Mammalia; Scandentia; Tupaiidae. The transcript has 3 exons.
CCGCGCGCCUGCGCGGAUCUCCGAAGGUCGUCCCUGUGACCGGCUUGGCGGUUAGAACAGUUGUCGCCAUGUUGUCGGUCGCCACCCGUUCGGGCCCGUUCGCGCCCGUCUUGUCGGCCACAUCCCGCGGGGUGGCGGGCGCGCUGCGCCCCCUGGUGCAGGCCGGGGUGCCCGCCACCCCAGAGCCGCCUGCUCUGGACGCGAAGCGGCCCUUCCUGUGCCGGGAGUCGCUGAGUGGACAGGCCGCGGGUCGACCUUUGGUCGCCUCCGUGGGCCUCAAUGGCCCUGCUUCUGUUCGUUAUUCUCAUACAGACAUCAAAGUGCCUGACUUCUCCGACUACCGCCGCACUGACGUUUUAGAUAGUACAAAGUCUUCAAAAGAGAGCAGCGAGGCCAGAAAAGGUUUUUCCUAUUUGGUAACUGCAGCAACUACUGUGGGUGUCGCAUAUGCUGCCAAGAAUGUUGUCUCCCAGUUUGUUUCCAGCAUGAGUGCUUCUGCUGAUGUGUUGGCCAUGUCGAAGAUUGAAAUCAAGUUGUCUGAUAUUCCAGAAGGCAAGAACAUGGCAUUCAAAUGGAGAGGCAAACCCCUGUUUGUGCGUCAUAGAACCAAGAAGGAAAUUGAACAGGAAGCUGCAGUCGAAGUGUCCCAGUUGAGGGACCCACAGCAUGAUUUAGAACGUGUAAAGAAACCUGAAUGGGUUAUCCUAAUAGGUGUCUGCACUCAUCUUGGUUGUGUACCCAUUGCAAAUGCAGGAGAUUUUGGUGGUUAUUACUGCCCUUGUCAUGGGUCACACUACGAUGCAUCUGGCAGGAUCAGGAAGGGGCCUGCGCCUCUCAACCUUGAAGUUCCCUUUUAUGAGUUCACCAGUGAUGAUAUAGUGAUUGUUGGUUAGAGACUUGGACUUAAGGCAUAGGCUUCUUUCAGUCUUGAUGUCAUUUCAGUAGAGUCAUUUGAGAACCAGCCUUAUGUAUUUCAAGUUGGUUGAUUUGAAAUAUUUAAGAAUUACCAAUAAUGUAUUUGCAAACAUUAAUGUAAACUAAAUUGAGUUUAAUGUUGACUACUUCCAAGCCACUGUUAAACAUUGUUAAGCUCAGUCAUACACUUAAAAGGUGCAAUGUCUGAUAACUAAUUCUAAUUAAAAAUUACAGACUGGUGUACAAGAUUACUUGUGAAGACUGUAAUUGACUCUCUCAUUUAUUUGCUUGCACAAAUUCUUGUCUCUAGGAGAGGGGGGUAAAUUUAGCUGGUCAUCUGUUAAUUCCUUAAAGGUGUUUAAGGCAUUGGCAGAAACAGGUGUCCAGCUGUUUAUUUUUUUACAGGACUCACUAAGAGUCUUUCUGGCUAUCUUUUUCCCCUGCUGUAUAAUAUGUAUGAUAAUAAUGAACAUAAUCUAUAGGAAACGAUCCUGAAUGAGAUGUUAGCAGCAAUGAGGAUUUAUCUCUCAACCUGACUAGCUGGUUUCCUGUCUAAUUUUAUUUGUCUCUUGUGGAAGUACCUCAUCUCCAUAUACAUACAGUUUAGAACUCUGUGUGUAAACAGUAGAUUAACAUGUAUGUAAUAUGAACUAUAUACUAUAUCCUGACAAUAAGUUUAAAAAAAUUCAAAAGGUCAAAGAAAAUAUAUUCAUAGUAUUUAUUGAAAACUGUCAAAGUAAGUGGACCCACUCAGCUCAAAUAAGUGUUGUUCAAGAGUAAACUACUUAAUAAUUCUUUUAAGUUUUAAGGGGCAGUGGUGGGAUAU